AUGGCCCCCUCCUCCGCCCCCGUCAUGGGCGGCACCGGCGUCCCCAUGGUCCCCGAUGCGUCCUCCGUCGGCACCGGAUACGCCAUGCCCACCGGCACUGCCGCCCCCACUGGCAGCAUGACCGGUCCUCCUCCCUCUGAGUUCACUGGUGCCGCUUCCGGCCUCAAGGUCGGUGGUGCGCUUGCCGGUGUCGGUGCCGUUGCUGCUUUCUUCUUGUAG
Molecule: messenger RNA, 219 nt
Organism: Alternaria metachromatica
Lineage: Eukaryota; Fungi; Ascomycota; Dothideomycetes; Pleosporales; Pleosporaceae
Exons: 1
Coding region: 1-219 (72 amino acids)
Source: RefSeq, a predicted model, not a curated record